Molecule: messenger RNA, 1155 nt
Organism: Aspergillus clavatus NRRL 1
Lineage: Eukaryota; Fungi; Ascomycota; Eurotiomycetes; Eurotiales; Aspergillaceae
Product: GATA transcription factor LreB
Exons: 2
Coding region: 1-1155 (384 amino acids)
Biological process (GO): regulation of DNA-templated transcription
Molecular function (GO): zinc ion binding; protein binding; sequence-specific DNA binding
Source: RefSeq, a predicted model, not a curated record
AUGGAAACUGCCCCUCUGGCGUCGGACAGUGUGAGACAGAACCAGACAUACGCCCUCGAACACGAGAGAGAUUCCUCAAAUACCAUGGACAUACAACGAAUCCCACGGUCGUUCUCCAACAGCAACAGCAAUAAUGCAAAUUACGGCAACGGGACCUCUCCAGGAACAGCUUCCCAGCCGUAUCUCGAUGCGACGACGGAACAGGGUUGGGCGCAGCGCGCCCUCGCCGAGAUGAAAGAUAUGCUCCUCCUCCUCCGCUCUGAUGGCACCGUCCUCUACGCCUCCCCGUCCUGCAAGUCCAUCACCGGCUACGAGUCCAAGCAGCUCGAACACGAUGCCCUCACUCGUUUCAUCCACGACGACGACAAGUCGGUCUUCACUCGAGAACUCGAAGAAUGCAUCGCUACGGCGCGUCCGCUUCAUUGCCAUUUCCGCUUCUAUCGGCCAAAUAAUUCCUUCUUCAUCGUCGAAGCGUACGGCCAUCCGCACGUGAAGAGCGAGAAUGACACCUGCCACGGCGUCUUCCUGGUGUGCCGACCGUAUCCUACUAGGAGCUCGGCGCUGCUCGACUCCUUCCUCGAGCACAAGAUCGAAAAUAUUCGGCUCAACCAACGGAUAGCGCAACUCAGAGCGGAGGAGGAGGAAGACCUGAACGCAGGCCGACAGUCCUACCCCAAGGGGAACCCAGGAUCGGCGAGCAUGCGCCAGAACCUGCCCCCAUUCACGUACUACGAUGCGACCGGCUCCGGGGAGGAAAAUGAGUCCUCCGACACGGUCAACACCGACGAAGGGGAACCGAGGUCAUAUCUGGAGACCACGAUCCGCCAGUCGGAGGAGCUGGCGCACAUUGACGGGAUCGAAGUCAUGACGGGCCUGUUCUACGGAGACGGCGAGCGAUCACAGGGUCUGAGUACCGGCGUUCGCCAGGCUCGUCUGAUCCAGUGCGAUAUCGACAUCGCCACGAUCGAGGAGCAGGCACGGAGCGUGCAAGAGACCGAUCGAAGGAAGCGGUUGAAGGGCGAGUAUCUCUGCACUGAUUGUGGGACUUCCGAUUCCCCUGAAUGGAGAAAGGGCCCCGAGGGACCCAAGACCCUGUGUAAUGCGUGUGGAUUACGCUGGGCCAAGAAAGAGAAGAAACGUCAGGAAUCAAACUAA